UUAUGAUCAUUUCCCCACUGUUUACUCCGUUGCUUCGUUGCUUAAUCUGUCUGAAAUGGAAUUUAGGGUUCUUGUUACAUCGCAUUUCGACGUCUCGCUGUGAAUUACAAUUGGGAAACUGGACGAAUCUGAUCUACAAAUGUUCGGAAGUCCCAACCAACCCAUCUCGGAGCUCAACUCUGUCCUUCGAAAACCAAUCUAUCUCGGAGCUCACUCUGUCCUCACUCAAGUUGAAAUCUGGUGCUUCUCUGUCUGACUGCCAAUUCGAGUGCUAUAACCACCAGUCACACAAUGGCCUAUGAAUUGACUGAGCAAAAAAGAGUUGGACUUGGGCUGAUUGGUUUUGGCUUAUUUUUCACAUUUUUGGGUGUAAUCCUUUUCUUUGACAGGGGGUUGCUUGCUUUAGGAAACAUAUUUUGGUUAAUUGGAGUGGCACUUUUACUUGGUUGGCGUUCUACGUGGAAUCUAUUUACCAGUCGAGCAAAUUACAAGGGUUCUGUAUCCUUUCUUCUCGGCCUCUUCUUCAUUUUUGUUCGCUGGCCCAUAAUUGGUAUACUCUUGGAGAUUUGUGGCUGUUUUGUUCUCUUUGGUGGUUUCUGGCCCUCAAUUAAAGGAUUCUUGUACCAGAUUCCAGUUCUUGGAUGGAUUCUUCCAUACCCCAUCAUGAUUCUCGAAAGUCUGUGGAGAGGCUCUGGUUGAUCGCUUCAAAUUGUUAAACUUAUGUUCAAAUAAUAGUUGACAACACGAACUAAUCCGAUUGUAGAUGUAUUUCAUAUUCUUAUGUUGCAUCUGAAUGGAAAAUUCUGAAGGUUAGUACAUUGAUUCUCUGAUCAAAUUUUUUCAAUUCUUGAUAUAGCUUUUAUAUGUUGUUUAGAACUUCUUAAAUGUGUAUAUGUACACUUUUAUUAUUAUUAUUUUGACCUUCUCAUUUUUUUGGCU
Benincasa hispida (wax gourd) is the source of this 939-nucleotide messenger RNA. RefSeq names its product Got1/Sft2-like vescicle transport protein family. Lineage: Eukaryota; Viridiplantae; Streptophyta; Magnoliopsida; Cucurbitales; Cucurbitaceae. Gene Ontology annotation, biological process: retrograde transport, endosome to Golgi; endoplasmic reticulum to Golgi vesicle-mediated transport. The record is from RefSeq and is a predicted model, not a curated record.